AUGCACAUUUACCCACAAGUCCCACUUUCAGUAAGCCUUAAGAGAGCCACGUACAUCCAGAAGCCAAACUUGCACGCAGCCAGCCUUGUAGGAGGACGGAUACCAUUUCUUCAUCCUCUUUACCCUCAUCCUGCCCAACAAAAAGCAGAGGGUUUGGAUGAAGCAGAGCUGUCCUUCUGCCUAAAUCUGUCAGCGAGAGAGAUCUGUUGCCAUCUGUCAAGCCCUCCAAAGUGCUCGCUAAAAAGGUGGGUGACAGAUACAGCUGGUGAUAUUCAGCAGAAACCUGGGGUUGAGAGACCAACACAUGAUCAACUGGAUCCUGAGCCAUCCCAGCUGCUGGCAGCCACAGGCCCGAACUAG
This is a messenger RNA of Podarcis lilfordi (Lilford's wall lizard), 360 nucleotides long. Lineage: Eukaryota; Metazoa; Chordata; Lepidosauria; Squamata; Lacertidae. The record is from the annotation of a GenBank genome assembly.